UGUAAUACUGAAACUUAGCUUCUUACGUAUGAGUGUGCUUGUGAAUUAGUUACGUUUCUGCAUGAAUUAUAUUCUCUAGCAACACAAUAAACCUCAUUUAUAUGAUGACAAGAAUUCACGUGGAUAAGAUUUCAAGCUUUUACCAAAGAGUGUGAAGACAUGAGUGACUCUGACUGAUCCGGAGUGUUCUGGUUUACACUUUCCUCUCACUUUUCCUCCCUGUUGUUCUUGGCAUACCCGACAACUUAAUCCAUUCAUCUGGUAAUGUGCCAGGAAAGAUCACUUUCCAUCAGAUGGAGGGAAAUUUCACAUAUUUGCGGGACAGUGGCGAUCUGGCCACCUACGUACCUACCCUGGUUACUUUUGAGCUCUCUGACCCGAGACAUAACUUACAAUCUGUGGCUUUCACAUACACAUGGGGCCUGGGCAAUGGGCAAGUGUUUGAAGGCCCGGAUCCCUUUGUGCAGUGUAGAUACACCACACCUGGGAAUUAUACAUUUAAAUUAAGCAUUGGAAGCAACACAACCAAACAAUCUGGGCUGUACUCUAUAGAUUUGCAUGUGUUAGAUGCCAUACGGAGCAUUGAAUUAAGAGGACCAUUGAUUUAUAACGUGGACCAAAGCAGCAGUCUGUCCUUUCAUGUUGAAGGAAGUCCUCCUGUUUGGAUCUGCUGGAGGGUUUUAUCAGAUUGUCUCUCAUCCAGUCCAACUUCCUGUAAUUUAAUCAGGCUUUAUAAGAAUGUAUUCAAUUUGAACUACACCUUUACAUCAGUAGGUACAUAUUGCCUAGAAGUCAACGUAACAAAUGAUAUCAGCAACCUUCAGACAUCCUACAACAUUUAUGUGCAAAACAGCCAUGUGAAUCACCUCAUCUUUAUUUUGCCCAGUGCUGCUCUAAUUGUUGCAACCCUCAUAUUCAUCUCUGUCUCAGUGUGUUGUCCACAGGAAUCAUGUCUCAUGUGUAAAACACCGGAGGAAGAUGCGAAUGACGUGUCCUUUACAGACAUGGAGAUGCAUGGCAAGGAGGAUACAACCAUCUCCUUAAAGGAUAAUUGUAUUUUUUCAGUAUCUACCCAGACAAAUGAAGCACAGCCCUUACUUGAUCAGCAAAAUACUUCCUACAAUACUUAACCCUGUUAUUCCUUCCAGGUCGAACAUCCAGCUUUUUGUUUUAUCAUCUUUUUAAAAUCUAGCUAUUCAUAUUUCAGACCAAAUCAGAGGUGGCCAGUUUUGACUCAACACUGUUAUUCAGCACAAUGAAUCAAGUGCAUAAAAUGUGAACUUAUUGUUUCUCAAUUAUAGUUUUUCUCUGCUUCUGCUCUUUUUCUUACUAUUUUAUUUUAUAGUUAAGUAAGGUUGUACUCCAUACUAGUGUCUUUUAUUGAUGCCUUGAAAGGUUUUUUUGUGUUAAUAAUCAGUCUAUGUUAACUGUUUGAGGGGUUGAAUGGUAUUUAACAAAUGUGCUUUAAAAUACUUCAAUUUUUAAGUGGAACAUGAUGUACAACAAACACUGCUGUACAGAAUAUCAUAUGUCUUUGUUAAUGAUUAUGAGCCAGAGCUCUUCUCCAGAAAUAAAUGAGUCUGACCUGUUCCUGCUGUGAUGAUCAAUGGCAUUUGCCAUAUGCACUGUGUGGUAUCAGGAAGACACGAAAUACCUCUCUGUCCUAAAAGCUAUAUAUGUAAUGCAUCAUACUUCUAAUAACUGUGCCCUUUAGCUCAACAGUAUGUUCUUGGAAGUGUAAAAGAAGUUGUAAUGUGAAAGGACAAAGUAAAAGUUUUGUGAUGCUUUACCUAGAUCUAAAAAAAACAACAUUUGCCACGAGACAGUUUGGGCUUUUUACUUAAGA
Messenger RNA from Paramisgurnus dabryanus, 1846 nucleotides. It is a transcript of the gene tmem130, whose product is annotated as transmembrane protein 130. The record is from RefSeq and is a predicted model, not a curated record. Gene Ontology annotation, cellular component: plasma membrane. NCBI's taxonomy places the organism in Eukaryota, Metazoa, Chordata, Actinopteri, Cypriniformes, Cobitidae.